AUGUGCUGCAAACGUCGUGCCAAUCCACAAGAGUCGACCGGCGCCAAGCUGGUGCAGGAUCAACCAAUCACUACCUCUCGUGCUGCUUCUAGCGAGCCUCUGGAUCCUCCUCCAGCCUACGAGCAAGUCGAGAAAGGAUCGAAAGAUAUCACCUCAAGCCAAGACAUCGAUGCAUCAAAAUAUCUUGACAAUCAAGGAACGUCCGAUGUUCGAGCUGUUCCUUCAUACAGCUCCAAUAAUGCCAACCUGGAACUCCGAACGAACAACGUCAACAUGCACACUCCCCGAUCGACAUGUCAAAGUAAAUGCGCAGCAAAGCGUGAGCGGAAACAACAGAAGCGCGAGCUUCGCCAGGAGCACCGUAUGGAGAAGCGAGAGUACCGUCAGGAGAAGCGUGAACUUCGAGCCGAGCAUCGCUUCGAGAGGAAGGAGAUGCGAAGGGCCCACGACGGUCCGAUCAGCAUGCUGAUCAAAGGCGUCUCAAAUUUGAUGAAGCAGGACGGCAAGGUAUAA
This is a messenger RNA of Aureobasidium melanogenum CBS 110374, 513 nucleotides long. RefSeq lists its product as uncharacterized. The transcript has a single exon. Bases 1 to 513 code for a protein of 170 amino acids. The record is from RefSeq and is a predicted model, not a curated record. NCBI's taxonomy places the organism in Eukaryota, Fungi, Ascomycota, Dothideomycetes, Dothideales, Saccotheciaceae.